This is a messenger RNA of Coregonus clupeaformis (lake whitefish), 2268 nucleotides long. RefSeq names its product putative tyrosine-protein phosphatase auxilin. The record is from RefSeq and is a predicted model, not a curated record. Gene Ontology annotation, biological process: clathrin-dependent endocytosis; synaptic vesicle uncoating. NCBI's taxonomy places the organism in Eukaryota, Metazoa, Chordata, Actinopteri, Salmoniformes, Salmonidae. Gene Ontology annotation, cellular component: cytoplasm; vesicle; postsynaptic density. Gene Ontology annotation, molecular function: clathrin binding.
GGAUCCUCUAAGACGGGCCUGCCUUUGCUCGGCUCCAAGGCCAUGUCCUCUCUGCUGGGAGCUUGUGUGCAGUAUGGUAUCAGAGAAGCCCUCCUGCCCCACUCCAAGCCCCUGGUGGUCAAGGCGGUCACCAUGAGUCCAGUACCCUGCUUCAACAAACAACGACAUCGGCUGCAGACCAUUCUCUACCUCUCUCAUCCCCUCUUUCUCAGAGAGCACAGGGUCCAGGAGGGGAAGGUGGUCUUCCCUCUAGGUGUGAAUGUCCAGGGUGAUGUGGUCAUCUCUGUUUAUCAUAUGAGGAACACCAUAGGAGACCGACUGCAGGCCAAGGUGUCCAACACCCAGAUAUUACAGAUCCAGUUCCACACAGGCUUCAUCGCUCCAGGGACCACCGUGUUAAAGUUUACAAAGCCGGAGCUGGAUGCGUGUGACUCUCCAGAGAAGUACCCCCAACUGUUCCAUGUGUUGGUGGACAUUGAGGUGGAGAGUACAGACAAGCAGAAGGACCUGACCCCUCCCUGGGAACAGUUCCCUAAUAAAGACCUGAUCCCCAACGUACUGUUCUCAUGUCACCAAGAGCACCAGGACGCCCUUGCCAUCGCAGAGCCGAGCCGGUCCCACAGUGGUUCAGAUGGUCGCCCUCACGGGGAGGACAGUGAGCCGUCUGAUGAUGAGAUGCUGUCCCUGUCUAGCCAGCAGAGCAACGCUAGCGGAGAGAGACCCGGAGGGGCCCAGUCUGGCCCCAGGGGCCCCAAGAGACCUGAGCAGCCUCAGGCCCCUGCCACUGCUCCUCCUCCCCCAGAAGAGGUGGACCUCCUGGGCCUGGAUGGGGCUGCUGUGAACCCCCCUGCCCCCUCGCCCCAGCCCCCCCACCACCAACACUACCACGGACCUCCUGGGGGAUCUGUUUGGAGCCUCUCCCCAGCCCCUGCCUGGGAGUGGGCCCGCCUCAGCCCAGUCUACCCCCCAGAAAAUAGCCCCUCCCUCCACCUCCCCUGCCCCUCUCCAGGAAUUGAAUUGAAUAGUAAAGUAAUGGUUUAUGCUUUUCUCUCUGCCCACCCAGCAUUCGACCCAUUUGGGGCGGGUCCGAUGCCCAAGCCCCAGGAGCUGAUGGGUUCCUUCCGGGGUCCAGCAGGUAACCAUGGUAACCUGGGGCUGCCUGCCCCCCUCCUGCAUGCAGCUCGCUCUCCAUCCUCCACUAUGCAGAACACUGGCAUGGGCCGGAGCUCCCCAGUCCCGCCCACCACCCCUGUGGUCACCAUUCAGCAGCCUCCCAACGCCAUGGGAGGAUGGGACUGGAACAAAUCUGCAGCUCCAGGAGGGGGUUUCGGUAUGGGCAGUAAGUCAGCCAGUACCAGUCCUACCGGGUCAGUCCACAGCACACCCACACACCAGGCCAAACCCAAGACCCUGGACCCCUUCGCUGAUAUCGGAAACCUGGGGGGCAGUCUGGGAGGAGGCUCUGGCAUCUCCAGUAAGCCCACCACCCCUACAGGCACCACCCCUGCCUUCCCCCCCAUGGGCUCCCCCUCACGGCCUCCUCCCUCACCCCAGCACGGUGGGGGCUGGCAGGCUAACACAGGCUUCCCCUCCUGGCAGCCCGGUGGUGGAGGGCAGGCAGGGUGGCAGCCCCAACCCCAAGGUCAGGGUGGCCCACCGUCCCAGCCCAAACCCAGCCCCAGCCACUCCAUGCCCCACACCUCCCUCCAACAGACCCAACUACAACAUCAGCUUCUCUGCCAUGGGAGGAGGGGCUGCUCCCAAUGCACCCGGGGGAAACCACAGCCCAACAUGGGUACCAAGCCCAAAGUUGCAACGGCUAACUUUGAUGACCUGCUGUCUGGCCAAGGCUUUGCUGGAGCCAAAAAGAAGGAAGGUCCCAGGACAAUAGCAGAGAUGAGGAAGGAGGAGAUGGCUAAAGAGAUGGACCCCGAGAAACUCAAGAUUCUGGACUGGAUCGAGGGGAAGGAGCGUAACAUCCGGGCCCUGCUGUCCACCAUGCACACAGUACUCUGGGAGGGGGAGACCCGCUGGAAGCCUGUAGGCAUGGCUGACCUGGUGACCCCAGAGCAGGUCAAGAAGGUUUACCGCAAAGCAGUGCUGGUGGUCCAUCCAGACAAGGCCACGGGACAGCCCUAUGAACAAUAUGCCAAGAUGAUUUUUAUGGAACUGAAUGACGCCUGGUCAGAAUUUGACAGCCAAGGACAAAAAGCACUCUACUGAGCUGAUAGAAAAAGAGAGCGAAAGCGAGACAGAGUUCCUGCCCAC